AUGUUGUGUAGAGUGACUUUCUUGUUUAGUUUUAUUAUCGGAUUGGAUUACAAACUUACGUUUGUUAAUGCAUCCAAGUUAAUCAUUCUGCUUGUAGACGGAUUCCGUUGGGAUUAUAUAGAAUCUUAUCAUGAUUUACAACUGAGAGGAUUUUCUAGGUUAGUCGACAAAGGAGCCAGGGCUGAAUGGAUGGUACCAGCUUUCCCGACCAAUUCUCUACCCAACUAUAAAUCGCUAGAAACAGUCUGUAUGUCGAAAGUCAUUGGCGUUGUUGGAAAUUUCAUUUAUGAUAGUAAACAUGGGGAUAAACUAGAAUAUAUGCUCAGCGAUGAUGCAAAAUGGUGGACAGAGAAACCCUCAUUCUUUGUCACUGCUGAAAAACAGGGCAUACGGACUGGCCUGUACAAUAUGGGUGGUUGUUAUUUAGAGUUUGACGGUGUUAACGUGUCGUAUUGCUCACCGUAUCAAGAUUCUAGUUCUUUCAAAGAUUCCCAGAAUGCAGUUCUAGAUGCAGUCCGUCGUAUCCACAGUGGAAAAAUUGAUAUCGCAUAUAUAUUACACGCUGAUGUUGACGCAAUUGGGCAUUCGUUUGGACCUGGUUCCCCACAGCUAAAACAAGCGGUUAAAGAUACGGACGAGCUGAUUUCAAGCGUUUUCCAGUAUUUGGACACAAAUCAUGUGACUGAUGUUAACAUUAUGGUUUUGUAUCGACCAUGGGAAUGGCCAGCGUUAAUGAUACAAACAUUAUUGACAUCAAGUCCCACGUGGUUCCGAUAUGAAUGA
Ruditapes philippinarum (Manila clam) is the source of this 783-nucleotide messenger RNA. RefSeq names its product glycerophosphocholine cholinephosphodiesterase ENPP6-like. The record is from RefSeq and is a predicted model, not a curated record. Bases 1 to 783 code for a protein of 260 amino acids. The transcript is spliced from 4 exons. NCBI's taxonomy places the organism in Eukaryota, Metazoa, Mollusca, Bivalvia, Venerida, Veneridae.